Verticillium alfalfae VaMs.102 is the source of this 1209-nucleotide messenger RNA. RefSeq lists its product with no specific name. NCBI's taxonomy places the organism in Eukaryota, Fungi, Ascomycota, Sordariomycetes, Glomerellales, Plectosphaerellaceae. Bases 1 to 1209 code for a protein of 402 amino acids. The transcript has 2 exons. The record is from RefSeq and is a predicted model, not a curated record.
AUGGUCACCAACACCUGUCAACCGCGAGCGAGCCCCCUACGCCCGGCCAUGCAUCUCUGUACCAGAACCCUCGCUCUUGCCCCUGUCACACGUCGCGUGAUUACGCAGAAUAGGGUUGCAAAGGACAAGGAGAACAAAACUGAGAUUUCCUUUCGUCUCAGCAGCGCUGAAGAUGGGGGUAGUCCAGACACGCGAGACGAUCAAGUCCUAGGUACCGGCGCUCCUCUUGCCGAGACCCUUGCUUUCAAGAACACUAUCAACAUUGUCCGAAGCUGCGAUGUCCGGAAUGAGAUAGGUCAGCCUCACAAGCUAGAAGCUAUCGAGGGCGUUAUUCAUAAAGAUCCCUGGAUGGGCGAGGGCGAUGACGAUGCGCAUUUCAUGUGCCAAAGCUACAACUCGCGCUUCAUCAACGCCUGGCUUUUGCAAGUUCCAGAGGACAUCAGAGCAGACUUUCUGGGUGACAGCGACAUUGAAGAGCACUCUGAACACCCCAUCAACACCGAUACAGGAACUCUGAUGGCCCGUGUGGAGCAGCCCGAGUCGACUCGCAACCCCGAAACCCUCAGGCCUGACCACAAGAAGCAUGCGGAUCGUUGGACAAGCAACUACCAUAUCAAGAGCAGGAUCAUGAUGCGCGAGAGAGACGCAGCUCUUGUGCAGCAAAGACAGGCUACACCUGUCUCUAUCAAUGGCUGCGAGUCUAAAAUUCAGCCAAUUUCGCAACGUGAGGUUGCGAUCGAUUGCGUACUUCGACCAGCCAAACCGAACGAUGUUCCUGGGAUCAUCGAUAUUUACAACAGGGAGAUCAAGAAAGGCCACCGUGCCCUUGACAGCGACUUAGUGUCGGAGAAUGACCUGAACGCCAUCGGUAACAGCUGCCGCACACAGUGUCUUCCUUUCAUUGUUGCCAUCCGCCAGUCGCCUGACCUGACUGACCCAUCCAUCUGGCCCAGCAAAGCUGCCUGGGAAAGCUUCAUGCAAAUGCCUCGAAAGCCUGUUCCACAGCCACCGCUCGUGAUCGGGUUUGCCUUCUGCGAGACCCUCAAGGUUGGGUUCGGCAAGGGCGGCCAUGUUGGUCAACAGAGCGCAAGGCUUCAUGUGUACACCCACCACGACUACCGGCGUAAAAAUGUGGGAAGUGCCCUGUUGGACCGAAUCCUUACCCAUAUGUCACGCUCGCACAUUCCGGACACUACGAAGCACGACUAG